Messenger RNA from Oryza brachyantha (malo sina), 611 nucleotides. Its product is annotated as formin-2-like. The coding region runs from base 1 to 429 and encodes 142 amino acids. The record is from RefSeq and is a predicted model, not a curated record. The transcript has a single exon. Lineage: Eukaryota; Viridiplantae; Streptophyta; Magnoliopsida; Poales; Poaceae.
AUGGCUUCCAGCUCGAGCUUCCUCGCGACGGCCAUUACCGUGGCCGUUGUGCUCCUAGUGGGCAACGGCAGCACCGGCCACGCGGCGCGACGCCUCGCCGCCGACACGACCGAGGCGCCGGCGCCGGCUGCCGCAGUUCCGGCCAUCCCGAAACCGACUGUCCCCACCGUGCCGGCGGUGACGUUGCCGCCGAUGCCCGUGGUGCCCGGCGUGCCAAAGGCGACGACGCUGCCACCGAUGCCCGCCAUGCCGACUGUGCCGGCGGCGACACUGCCGCCGAUGCCCGCGGUGGUUCCCGGCGCCGGCGUGCCGGCGGUGCCAAAGUUGUCGCUGCCGCCGAUGCCGUCGAUCCCGGCGGUGACGCUGCCACCGAUGCCCGCCGUCCCCGGCGUGCCGAUGCCGUUCCUCGCGCCACCUCCCAAGGCGUAAACCUAGCUAGGUAGCGUGGUGCUCGACGCAUGUCACGAUGUGUGUGUGUUUAUGCUGUUCCGUUUGUGUGUCAAUUAAUUGUAAGUUUUUUUUUCUUUUUCUUUUUUGGCAUGGCGUGUGGAGUAGAUGUUUUGUCAUUCUUUCAUGUAUGUACAAUAUGGACUUUGUGCUUAAUUGAGUGC